Messenger RNA from Equus quagga, 5875 nucleotides. It is a transcript of the gene SPACA9, whose product is annotated as sperm acrosome associated 9. Gene Ontology annotation, cellular component: acrosomal vesicle; sperm flagellum; ciliary base. The record is from RefSeq and is a predicted model, not a curated record. The coding region runs from base 317 to 997 and encodes 226 amino acids. NCBI's taxonomy places the organism in Eukaryota, Metazoa, Chordata, Mammalia, Perissodactyla, Equidae. The transcript has 5 exons.
GUAAGGCCUCCCUGCCCCUCUGGGGCACCAGACACUCACGGAGGCACUACCGGCUUCAGGGCGCUCUGUGAGUGAAGGCCGCUCUAGGACAAGCAAGAUCGAGAAGUACCUGCACCCUGUGCCUUUCAUCCAGACUAAUUUGGCUGGUUCAAGGGACGAUUACUUUGGAUAGCUUAUUACAGCUCCUCUCAUGACAUUCCUGGCGUGCAUGUCACAAGUCGCUAGGAUCAAGAACUGAGUCCCUUUUGCUCUCAGGGGCUCUUGGGGCCACCAGCCAAGAGUCCUCUUCUCUUGUAAAUGACUACUGAGGAAGACAAUGAAUGAGGUGAAAGAAUCCCUGCGAAGCAUCGAGCAGAAGUACAAGCUCUUCCAGCAGCAACAGUUUACCUUCAUCGCCGCUCUGGAGCACUGCAGAGAGAAUGCCCACGACAAGAUCCGGCCCAUCACCAGCAUCGGACAGGUGCAGAACUACAUGGAACACCACUGCAACAACUCCACAGACCGGCGCAUUCUGCUCAUGUUCUUGGACAUCUGCACGGAGCUGAGCAAGCUCUGCCAGCACUUCGAAGCCCUGCACUCUGGCACCCCAGUCACCAACAACCUCCUCGAGAAAUGCAAAACCUUUGUUAGCCAAAGCAGUGACUUAAGCAGCCUUAGAGCAAAGUAUCCUCACGACGUGGUGAACCACCUCAGCUGUGACGAGGCCAGGAACCACUAUGGAGGCGUGGUCAGCCUCAUCCCCAUCGUCCUAGACUUAAUGAAAGAAUGGAUCGCGCACUCGGAGAAGCUACCCCGCAAAGUGCUGCAGCCUGUGAGUGAGCCCCCGGAACGCCAGGAAGCCACGGGGGCAGGCACUCAUCCUUCCCAGGCCACAGGCACCAAGCCUUGGUUAAGAAAACAUGAGUAUAGGCAACUUACAAAAGACAGCUUCAAACCUAAGGGGAAAGACAAAGGAUGUGCUAAACCUCCUUGGAGACCACCUGGUGGGAAACUGUAACUCAGCUGGUGACCUGCUCCAUCCCCAUCCCAAACCUGCCCGCCCCCAGGGUGCUUUGUUGCUAAACUUGGUUUCCACUGGUUGAUCUAUUUUCAUCGGCACCCACAGUCCCUGCGAUUUAUUAAGCUCAAAGGGGAUGGCCCAAUAUAUUAGUGAGAACCUUUCUCCCACUCUUGCUUUAACUCCUAACUUCCUCACCUCUGAGCGUCAGGCUCUGUGCUGAUGAAGAGGACACCUGCUUACAGUGUUGUUGGUGGAGGGUGUCCUGGGGAGGCUGGUAAAGCGCUAGGGGCACUGACUGCCCACCCAGGUCCUCUCUGGGCUCCCACCCACCACCCUGCCAGGCCCGCCCACGCUGCAAGUCCAGCUUUCCAGGUGGAGCCAUCAAGCUGGAGGAGACUGCCCAGCUCCUUUCCCGCCACAGUGGCAACUGUAGGCAAGGCACUGCUCUCUGCUCCCACCUCCCAGGAUGGUGAGGGUCAGCACGCUGAACUUCCUCAGUGUGAUUAGGUCUCUGGACGAAAGCCCAAAGGGGAACAAACAUGCCUUUCCUCUCCUUUACGUGGGAGAGGAAGACUGUGAGAGAAGCUGGAAGAAUUCUGACUGUGUGGCUCCUGUACAAGGACAAUCACCUGACUUUCACAACAUAAUUAAGGCCCAGACUGUGUAAAAUGUGUCGCUGGCUUCUGAGCUGGCCAGAAGUACUGUCUGACUGUUGGUUUUUCCCUUCACAGGGGACGACUUAGCUUCUGUAUUCUUGCUUCCUCGGGGGCGACAGUCAAGAAUAAAGUGUUCUACCACCUCUCCGCCUGGCUUGGCUUCCUGGGAUUUACCCCUUAGACUAGACUGAUCCUAAGACAACAGAAGCCAGUGGGCAGUAGCAUCCCAAACAAAACAACUAGCAGAGAGCAACCACUAUAGACAGGCGUAUACCCAGUUCCAGAAAGAAGGUGCUCUGAAGAGCUUUGUGCCAAAGACCCUCAGAAGGCCAGCAAAGUAACUCCUUGUAUAGAGACCUAUCAGACAAGAGCAUCUGAAUUCUCCAGACAAAAUUAAAAGCUGCCACCUCUGAGUCUUUGUCUCAAAGGAUCUGCUUCCACUAUUAAAAUGGGCAGAGUAUACUGACUUCCAGGGGCAGCUGGGCAGGGGCAAGCAAUUGAAAACCACAUUGCAAAUGGAGCUCUUCAUCCCUGGUCUUUCCCCAGCAUGUCCCAAGCAAGAGGUGGUAAGGCCAGGGAGACCUAAGCAUCGUUUAAAGGUUGUUUCCUGCCUUCUUCCAAACAGCUGAGGGCACGUGGAAGGCGGUGGAUGCUAGCCGCAUGUUUUCAUUGGCACAUGCACAGAACACAACUGGCAAGGCUCAAGCCCAGUAAGCUGUCGACCAUGUCAGUAUCACUUAGGCUCUACCAAAAGGGCUGUAUUAAACCCAAGGCGCCGGCCGACCCUUAGGAAUGCAAGCACACACUAAAAGGAGGGCUGGACGGCAGUGCAGACCCUGUGGGCCUCCUGGUUUUGAGUUUUCUGGUAGGGAUGACUCAAGCCAGCACCUCCCCCACCACCAUGCCACUCUUCGGGGGAAGGGCAUGAAUUUGAGGCAGAUAAAGGUAGGAUUUGUGUGUGUUUGCCAAGUGAUCUGCCAGAACGAAAAGAGUCAGAGACUACAGCCAGAUUCCACUUGUCACACCCUCCUCCAGGCACCUGAGGUACCCAACGAAUGCAGACCCUGAGGCUCCUGCGUCUUUGGACUGGUCCCUACUCUGCCUGUGAGGCCCUCAGGGCCGACACGAGUCACUUCAUGUCAACACAGCAGAGUAGUGCAAAACAAUAAAUUUUUAUUUGUUCACAGUUAAACACAAGCAACUGCCUUGACAUUUUAGAACAUUCUAAGAAGGACAGCAAACCCUUUUGAUUCCAAUUCCCAUUCACUAAGAUUGUACCAUUUUCUCUCGCAGUUCAUGUUUAUGGCAUCUGAUGUGGAUUGUUUGACAUGCUUUUAAGUUGAGGCGGGAAGGUUGAAACCUUUUGACAAGAGAUGACUUUCUUAAAUUUAACUAAAAGCAGUCAGUUAAAAAAAAAUCUGUUUUUCACUGAUGGGACCCUUUUAAACUGCAAGUUAGCCACAUAUGGUUGAUCCAUGAUUGAGUUAUAAAACUAGAUUAUGUCUUAGCAAAAUCUGUUCCUCCGCAAUAUAAUUGUGGUCCAUAGAAGUCUUCUGAAAAGUGAUCACUGAUUCCUCCUAGUGCAAAAUGCCUGGCUGCCUCUUUGAUAAGCCAAAGUAUCUGCUGCAUGAAGCAGCACCGUACCCUCCUGUCCAAACACUGCAUCAAGGUGGGGGAAGGGAGGAGGGGUUGGUCGGGGGGUGGGGUCUCAAAACUCGCAGGGGUCUUCUCUAAAAGAUCUAGUCCCAUGUUUCAACUAGCCUACUUAUCCCAGAGGAUGCACAACUUUGUGGCAUUGGGAAGGGAAGAGGGGAGAAAGUUCCUCUGUCUUCAUUAACUCAUUUCAAGGCCAAAAGCAGUCGUGGGUGCAGGUGCUCGACUAUCCCAGGCAGGUUUCACUUGUAGUUACAGCCACUCUUCUCUCAGGCGAACAUACACAGACUGCAGGACAGUGUGGAAAAGGUGGCAACACCGCUCUCCCUGGGCACACCAGAGUCAUGGGCCAGGAAAUGAGCCACAUGGGGACAAGGGUCACAGCAGCAGCCGAGGGGCCAGGCCCCGACCUAAACUUGUUCUUUCACCUACAGAGAAAAGCUUAAUCAAGUGCAAUCAAUUCCUUGGCAGCGGUCCAGGGGAGGGGAGGGCAGGGGCACAUGUCACAGAACUCUGGAUGUAAACAGAUACACAGACAUCUUCAGACUGGAUACGUUUUCCCAUACUCAUUGCCAGUCAGUCGUAGAGCAUGUACCUCCAAGAGUGAAAAUGCGGCAGAGUAAGGGGUGCUGACUUGGAUCAUUUCACAAAGGACAGCUUUCUUCCCCAUGUGAGAUGUACACUCCGGGGUGGGAUCAGGCUUCUCCCAGGACCACUCUGCAGAGGGCUGGCCUCUCAGAGUAUCUGCAAAAGGUAGGUGGCACUCCACCUCGACUGCAGUCCUGGACUGAGCCUUCACUCUGCUCAAACCCUCCUUAAACCUGUUCAUACUUUCUACCACCUCUUAGUGCCUUCAGUUAGAAAAACUGUGUAUCUUCACAGAGUACUUUCUUCCAUUUGUUCUUCAGUUAUCUCUUUCUGGCUUCAAGUGGUAUGUUCUAGUAUUUGGUGAAAAUUCACAUUGGCUAGUCACAGCACAUCUGUUAUGUUCUCUACACAGAAACACCCAAUUUUUUUAUUCUUAACUGUGAGUCUGAACCUCCGUGGUCCAGCUCAUACAAAUCCACUCAUUGCCACGAUCAUUUCAUUCAUCCUCUUCUACACAACUGCUAGAGUUUUACCUUUCUCAACAGAAACACCGGAAACUACAUGUGCUGUAAACGAGAACAGCCCAGAGUCUGGAGUUGUUUCCUGUUGCCCUGAUUUUGCCCAGUGAGGUGCUGGCCUCUUUGGCCACGGUGGCAUGAUGGGCUAAUUUUUCCAACUGUCAGUGGCUUCCAGGACCUUUUCCUGGAUUGUAACAGUUUACUUUUUAAGAAAAAUUCAGACUAUUUCCCCCUAAACACAGUACACACAUUCUGGCUCACAAAGUAGCUUAUUUAUCAUUUCUCUCUCCACUUAAAGAGCCUAAUAAGAACCUUCAGCAGCUUAUUCCCAAAGGCUAGGCAGUUUUCUCUCCUGAAAAUCUCUGCUGACAAACCUAGGGAGGUCAUGUCUCCUCAGCCACCUUGCUAGUCUUAGCACUCAUCUCCAAGGAGACCUUUUAAAACUUCUUGACCCAAGAAAUGACCUUUCUUUCCUACCUUUGGAUUUCAGUCAGUUUUUGUAUUCAGAACCAGAUACUUCUUCCAAUCCCACAGUAAUAAUCUAUGUGGACUUUAUGGCAGAGCCUUGUCUCAAGCUUUUUAAAAAUUCACCAACAUUCUGUGUGCUGGAGGUCCACUUGCUGAUUUACCUGUAGUAGAUUCGGGAACUCAUUUUCUCUCUGGAGACCAGGCUGCCAUCUUCUUCUACCCCUCCUCCUUCUGCUGCACCCCUCCCCCCACCCCCCAAAUAAAUUGUAGUGCUCCUUUUUAAACAAACUUCAUGCUGCCCAAGAAGCAGACUCCAAUCUUCUCAGGGUCUGUGCUAACCCUGGUUAGUGUCAGGUGGGGAUCAGGGUAAGUUACAGACAUUGGUCAAACGGCUCUGAGGCAGGGAAGCUUGCUCAGAGUGACUUUGGACAGAGGCUAUCCAAUCCUGACAUUUAGGAAUACCAUGCUGCUUAAUCAGUCUCAAGACAGGACCUGCCUGUAAAGCUAACUGCUCUAAUGCCUUUGUCCUGCCGAUUCCCAGACCUGAGUUCUCUCUCAGGAGCUCCUCUACUAUCACCUUUCCAUCCUUAAAAAUACUUGCUACAGGAUAAUCAAGUCCUGUCCACUCUUGGCAGGUUUAUCAUUUUCAAAACCAGACCAAACCUUACUACUAACUCGAGUCCUUUGCAACAUAAAGCCUAAAUUUUUAGGUUGGUAACAUCCACAAGACUCCAGGCCCUAACCCCCAAGUCUUGGCUGAAUAAAACCCAUGGCCUCCUAGAACCCAAAGGAAGCUGAGUGCAGCUCUUCCGGGUCAGCAAACAGACACCCAGGCCAGAGGGAUGGUGGUUUUACCUGCCCAUGGAACCUCCAGCCCAGGCCUCAGUCCACUUCACCACACUGCCUUCUCCUUCCCUGUAUUUUUGCAAUCUGCCUGUUUUUUUCUUUCUUUGCAUUGGCCUCCUUGCCUUUGCCAGCUGGUCAGGGAAAAG